This is a messenger RNA of Seminavis robusta, 595 nucleotides long. The record is from the annotation of a GenBank genome assembly. NCBI's taxonomy places the organism in Eukaryota, Bacillariophyta, Bacillariophyceae, Naviculales, Naviculaceae.
GGCAACCCACUCGGAGCUCACAACUCAUCACAAAACACAAAAAGCAAACAACACAAAAGCAACGCAACAACUACUCGAAAAGCAAAGAACAAAACACAAUGGGCGUCCUUACCGUUUUCCUUGACAAAGCCACCAACCUUGCCGAUACUGACUUCAUUGGAAAGACUGAUCCCUAUGUAAUCUUUGAUCUGAAGCAAGACAAUUGGUUGCAAAACCGAGACUACGGAUACCAAAGGUCAUCUACCAAAUCCAAUGACUUGCACCCUGUCUAUGGGGAAACAUUUAUCUGGAAAAAUAUCGAAGACAUUGAAAAUUUGGUACUCAAGGUUAGGAUAAUGGAUGCAGACUUUGGCUCCCGCGACGACAAGGUGGGCAACUGCACCAUCCAACUAGACAAGUUGGGUUUGUCCAGCCGACCCAUGAAUGUUGAUCGUGUGGUUGACCGGAACAUUUUCACAGCCAACGGUAUGAUCCACCUCAGGGUGUCUUACGAUGCCUAGUAGCCGGUCGCUGUUUGAACCGAUGAAGAACUAGUUGGUCGCUCAAUGAAUGAACGUAAAGAUAGAAGAUAAAAAUAGUAGUAGAAAGAUACCAG